Cydia amplana is the source of this 759-nucleotide messenger RNA. Its product is annotated as basic proline-rich protein-like. The transcript is spliced from 2 exons. The coding region runs from base 1 to 759 and encodes 252 amino acids. Lineage: Eukaryota; Metazoa; Arthropoda; Insecta; Lepidoptera; Tortricidae. The record is from RefSeq and is a predicted model, not a curated record.
AUGCGGGUGCAGCGGGCGCUCGCGGGCGGUAUCGAUCGCUGGGCGGGGCGCGGGGCGGGGCGCCCGGGCCGGGCGUCAGUACGCGUCGGGGCCGCGUCCGCGCGGUCGUCGCUCGUCCAGCUGCGGCGCGCCGGAGUGACUCCGCGGCCUCGGGCGCCCGGCGGCGGCGGCGAGCCUCGCGCCGCCCGCGCCCGCGCCGGCGGCGAGCCUCGCGCCGCCCGCCCCCGAGCCGCCGGCGAGCCUCUCGCCUCCCGCCCCCGGCCCCGCGCCCAUGCCGCCCGCCCGCCGCGCUCGCGCUCGGCUCCCUGCGCCCGCCCCGCGCCCCGGGGCCCGCGCCGCGCGCGCAGCCUGGCGCCCCGCCCGCCGCGCCCCCGCCUGCGCCCCGUGUUCCUCUGGGCGCGCCAGCAGGACGGCCGCGUGCAGGCCGUGCACUGCGAGGACUACGACCCGCGCAACCGCAUCCGCCUGGCGCGCACGCCCGGCGGCUGGCGCGUGAUCCCGCGCACCGAGAUCUACAACGCGAUCCGAGUGCCGCCCGCGCCGCCGCGCGAGCGCAAGCGCGGCCGCACCGCCCGCAAGCGAGCUCGCGAGCCGGCCUGGCUCGCCCCUCCCGACCUGGAGACCCACAUCCCCUCGCACACCAUCGCGGUGCCGCGCUCGGCCGCGCCGGCGCCGCCGCCCGCGCCCCCGCCCCCGCCGCCGCCCGAGCCCACGCCGCUCGACAACCUGCUGGCCGUGGCCGAGCUCGAGCCGGCGUGA